CGCGUCGCCACUGUCCAGCUUUCUAUAUUACAGAUGACGGCCUCCAUGGGGCUCACGUACCUGCCCCUAUCUUGCCUGGUGCUCCGUACGGGACUGCAUCACGACCAUGGCAGCUGAUCCGACCUAUCCCUUGUACUCUGUCUUCGCUUUCAUCGGGUUCAUCCUAGCCCUCGUCCCCCUUCCGUGGCAUCUACAGACCGCCAACACUGGGACAUGCUACUACAUGAUCUGGACGUCUCUUGCAUGCCUGAACGAAUUCGUAAACUCCGUUGUCUGGGCUGACAAUGCUUUGAAUGUCGCGCCUGUGUGGUGCGAUAUCUCUACGCGCAUCACCAUUGGCGCGUCGGUGGGAAUCCCCGCUGCCUCUCUAUGUAUCAAUCGUCGACUCUACUAUAUCGCCCGCAUGGACGCUGUGGCGAUCACACGUGCAGAGAAACGACGAACUAUCCUGGUCGAUUCUUUGAUCUGCAUAUUGUUCCCAAUCUUGUGCAUGGUCUUCGCAUACAUCGUUCAGGGACAUCGUUUCAAUAUCUUCGAAGUUCUCGGAUGCUAUCCGGAUGUCUAUAACACGCUCCCGUCAAUAUUCCUCGUGUAUACUUGGCCCAUCGUCAUCGGCCUAGUCUCAGCCGUGUACUGUGUACUGUCGUUGCAUUCUCUCUUGAAGCGACAAGCACAAUUCAAGCAGUUCCUCUCAAGCGGAGCAGGAUUGACCCCGAGUCGCUACUAUCGACUGAUGGCAUUGUCCAUGACCGAGAUCCUCUUUACCACCCCGUUUGGCGCAUAUGAAAUCUACAGCGCCGUCACCGGAAGCUCUAUGCAGCCGUGGCUAGGCUGGGCGAACACUCAUUACAAUUUCUCUCGCGUCGUUCAAUACCCUGCCAUCGUCUGGAUGUCUAACCCUCAGCUCGCCAUCCCCCUCCAGCUCAGCCGCUGGAUCAUCGUCGGCUGUGCCUUCAUAUUCUUCGCGUUCUUCGGCUUUGCUGAAGAAGCUAGGAGAAGAUACUAUGCCUUGUACUCAUCUCUGUGCAGUCGGAUGCACUCGCUUCGCAUGCUCCGAGGUGGUCCUCGCGAUGACCUGCCUUUCGUCACAGAUCACACCAAAGGCGCCACGAAGCGCGAGGACACACUACCACCCUACAGCCCCCUAGCUGCCUCGCCGGGGUGGCGGUCGCUGGCGUCCGUCACUAUGGCUGGUAGCGAUUGUACGCCUAUUAAAACAUCAUUCUCGGACAAUUUCUCUCCCGAUGAGCCCGGAUCACCUUACGACAAAUGCUAAUAUACGACUGGCGGAGGUUCUCCGCCGCUUCACUCUCUUAUUUCUCUAUGCGGUUUCUCGAGCAUCUGUAUCGAUAGUACUACAGGGCAAUGUAUUCGUUCGUUCUUCGCGGUAGGCGGCCUCGCAACACUUUUGUCACCACCA
Rhodofomes roseus is the source of this 1420-nucleotide messenger RNA. Its product is annotated as putative fungal pheromoneG-protein-coupled receptor. Lineage: Eukaryota; Fungi; Basidiomycota; Agaricomycetes; Polyporales; Fomitopsidaceae. Gene Ontology annotation, biological process: G protein-coupled receptor signaling pathway. Gene Ontology annotation, cellular component: membrane. Bases 107 to 1276 code for a protein of 389 amino acids. The record is from RefSeq and is a predicted model, not a curated record. Gene Ontology annotation, molecular function: mating-type alpha-factor pheromone receptor activity. The transcript is spliced from 6 exons.